Molecule: messenger RNA, 2802 nt
Organism: Penicillium alfredii
Lineage: Eukaryota; Fungi; Ascomycota; Eurotiomycetes; Eurotiales; Aspergillaceae
Product: glycosyltransferase
Exons: 8
Coding region: 1-2802 (933 amino acids)
Biological process (GO): carbohydrate metabolic process
Molecular function (GO): UDP-glycosyltransferase activity; hexosyltransferase activity
Source: RefSeq, a predicted model, not a curated record
AUGUCGUCGGCAGCACCGGCUGUCCCAGGAUCGACACCCGGUCGCGAUGAGAACAUCCGGUCGGAAGAUUGGCCCGAAGAGGUCAACGCGCAGUACAAUACGGACAACGAGCGCGUUCAAUUCAGCGGGGAUGGAUUGGAUACCGGGGUCCGAGUAUUAGGCGAUGGGCGCAUAGACAUCCAAAUCAACGAACACAGGCCCAGCAUCGCCGGGCUCCUGAGCCAUCUCCAGCAGACCCCGCAACCCUCCGAGCUAGAAGAUCUAUCCGAGAAAGACGGCGCAAAGGCACCCCCAAAAGAAGAGGGGAAGUAUUUCCCCCUACACCUAAACAUCGUCAUCCAAGUGAUCGGCUCCCGCGGCGACAUCCAGCCCUUCGUCGCAUUGGGCAAAGAGUUGAAAGCGCACGGGCAUCGCGUGCGACUAGCCACCCACCUGGCGUUCCGCGAUUUCGUCCUCGAUGGCGGGCUGGAGUUUUUCAACAUUGGCGGCGAUCCCGCAGAAUUGAUGGCCUUCAUGGUCAAGAAUCCAGGACUAUUACCAGACCUUCGCACCAUCCGAAGUGGAGCUAUCCAGAAGCGGCGGCGCGAGAUGAAGCAGAUUAUCAAUGGGUGCUGGAAAUCGUGUUUUGAGACGGGUGAUGGGACGCAUCUUCACCAAAUCAAGGAGGAUCCUUGGAGUGAUACUGUCGACUAUCGUCGGCGGCCCUUUGUUGCGGAUGCGAUUAUCGCCAAUCCGCCCAGCUUGGCUCAUGUCCACUGUGCGCAACGCCUGGGGAUUCCUCUGCACGUUAUGUUUACAAUGCCAUGGUCCCCUACUCAAUCAUUCCCGCACCCGUUGGCUAUCAUCCACCAGCAGAAUUGCAAACCCACCGUCGCCAACUUCGUCUCUUAUGCCGUCGUUGAUAUGAUGGUCUGGGAGGGUCUCGGCGACAUCGUGAACAAGUUCCGCAAGUCGUGCUUGGCAUUGGAUCCAUUGGAUAGCAUCACGGCGCCGAGCUUGAUCCACCGGUUGCAAGUCCCGUGUGCAUAUCUCUGGUCUCCCGCGCUACUAGGCAAGCCCCGCGACUGGUCCGACAACAUCGACAUCUGCGGGUUCAGUUUUCUUCCAUCCAAGUCGGACUACACGCCCCCAAAAGAGAUCGAUAACUUUCUCAAGGCUGGCCCAGCACCGAUAUACGUCGGAUUUGGCUCAAUCGUUGUCGAUGACCCAAUCAGACUGACCAAGAUCGUAUUCGAGGCCGUCAAGAAUACAGGCCAGCGAGCAAUUGUCUCCAAAGGCUGGGGCAAUCUCGGCGUCGACGACAUGGAGAUCCCAGACAACAUCCUAAUCAUCGGCAGCUGUCCGCACGACUGGCUCUUCCGCCAGGUAUCAUGUGUCAUCCACCACGGAGGCGCGGGCACGACGGCAGCCGGACUUGCACUGGGCCGCCCAACCAUCAUCGUCCCUUUUUUCGGAGACCAGCAGUUCUGGGGAGGAAUAGUAGCCAGAGCCGGAGCCGGCCCGACCCCGACCCCGCAUAAGCAGUUGACUGCAGAGAAGUUGACCAGUGCAAUUGAAGUGGCACUGCAAUCUACGACGCGGGAGAAGGCACAGGCAAUUGGAGAGAAGAUGCGAAAGGAAGCCGGCGUCCAGGACGGCGUGCGCAGCUUCCAUCGACAUCUUGACCUGCAGGCGCUUCGCUGCGCCAUAUGUCCUACUCGACCUGCUGUGUGGCAUCUCAAGCACACGGAAAUUGGCCUCAGUGCCUUUGCAGCGGCAGUCCUUGUGGAGAUGGGGAGGAUCAAGCCGGAUGACUUUGUUCUACAUCGUCCAAUGGAAUAUGAUACAUACCGCGAUCCCGCGGGACCACUCAGUGCAAGCGCUCAGGUGCUAUUUGGCGCCAUUGCUAAUUUCAUGAUUGGAAUAGCAGAUGUGCCUGCGGAGAUCGUCAGUGAUCUGGUUACCGCCGGUCGUGCCCUAGGCCAUCCGCAUGAACACAUUGAUCCCUAUGCUGCGUGUCGCACCAGUAGGGAAAGGCCAGUCGGAAGUGGAGAAAAUGACGGAGAACAGCCCGAUGAAGAUCGAGAAGAGGAAGAGAAAGAGGAACGACAUGACAGAUCAGAGCAAGUGGCAGACGAAAGCGACACCUCGGAUGAAGACUCGACCAGUGACUCGGACGACCAACCCAUAGCCAACAACCUGACACCAGAAGGAACGGAAAAAAGACGAAGCCUGGAGCUGGAGAAGCAACAGACCAUGAGCAGCAAGAUCCCGCAAUCCAGAUCCCCACACCCUCCUGUCGGAGGCGGGAAUACACGGAGGCAAGAUGUUGAAGAAGUUUUUGAAUCUUGUCAUUUGGUUACCGACAGAUCUGUCGCUCAGCUUGGCCAAAGGUCAACUCCGAAGGUGAUUGGUAUCCAGAGUGGUUUUAAAGCUGCUGGCAAGGAGCUGACAGACGGUUUCUACUAUGGUAUUACCGGUCUCGUCACCCAGCCCCGGUAUGGCCUGAAGCACAAAGGGGCCAAAGGCAUGAUCAAGGGGGUUGGGAAAGGCGUCGGUGGAGUCAUCCUGAAGCCUCCAGCAGGUCUCUGGGGUCUAGCAGGCUACCCUUUGAGUGGACUACGCAGGUCACUCUUGGAUUCACUGGGCAAAUCCCAGGAAGGGCACAUUGUCGUCUCUCGCAUCAAACAAGGCCACGAAGAGAUGAAAGCGUCCUUGGCCGAAGAGCGGGCGGAAGUGGCUCGGAAAUGGAUUGCCAUUGAAGAGACAUUGCAGAAAACAAAACGACAUAGUUGUUUGCAUACUAAUGGACAUACCGCAUGA